AUGAGCGCAGCAGGCUUGGUCCUCCUGGGGCUUGCUCUGAGGUUGAUGGCCACUCCCGCUAAGCCAGAGGAGAGCAGCGUUUGCUCUAAGAACCAAGUGGCUUUCAGAGGCUCUUGCUAUGAAUUUGUGCCUUUUGGCCACUCUUUCUAUGGUGCCCAGAACUGGUGUGAGGAGCGAGGAGGCCAUUUGGUCUUUAUUCACGACGAAAGCACCCAGCAGUUUCUGCAAAACCACAUCUCUCAGGACAGGGAAUGGUGGAUUGGACUCACAGGGAACUCGGCUCAGAAUGGAACCGCAGAAGGACCGGGGGUCUGGCUGGACACCUCAAAUGUGAACUAUAGCCACUGGCACGGAGGGCAGGCCUCUCCUGCUCCCGACACCUGCGGCUACAUCGGGAGAGACCCUUCUGCCAGGUGGGCUGCCUCAGACAACUGCGCACAGCUGUUCGCCUUCAUCUGCGAGUUUGGUGUCAGCCAGAGUCUGGCCUGCGAGGGCCAUGAUGUCACCAUGCACUGUGGCUCCGGGGAGGUCAUUCAGAUCCGGGAUGCUUUCUACGGGCGCCAGACUCGCCAUUAUUGCACCCAGGACGCUGGGAGCCCCUUGGACCUGGAGGAGGAAUGCAGCUGGGUCAGCGUCAAGGACGAGGUGUCAGGUAGGGCCCAAGGGCUCCACAGCUCUGGCUGUGAGCUCAGGGCAGACAGUGCCAGGGGCUGCAGGCAUGCACAUGGGACCUUCUCUGGAGACCUGUGCCCCACCCAGGGCAGCUACCUCUGGGUGCAAUACCAGUGUGGGAAGGUGAGCCUGCAGCUGACAGUGUCCAAUGAGAGUUUCGUCUUCGAUAACGUCACCAUCUCCCUGAUGUGGCUCUUCUCUCCCUACACUGGAAACCUGUCCUGUAUCAUUAUCAUGGGGGAUGGCCACACUUUUGAUCCCUACUACCCCCCCAAUUUGUCCAGCAAAGUGAUCCAUCAAUUCACAUCCCCUGGGGAAUUCACUGUGUUUGCUGAGUGCACAACUAGUGAGUGGCAUGGGAUGGCUCAGAAGCAAGUGACAAGAGACAAGAUGAAGAGACUCAGUGUGACUGGGUGCUCUGGCCUGUCCAAAUCAGGAGCCAGCCCUCUCUGCCAGGUUGUCUUCGGGGACCCUAUGUGGAUUCAGGUGGAGCUCGAUGGAGGUGCGUCUGUGACUUACACUGUGCUAUCAGAUAACACAACCCUGGCUGACCCACCACACACCGCCCUGCUCCCCUACAACCUCACCCUGGACAGAGCAGCCCAGCAGGGGGUGGGUCCAGGGAUGCACCACCUGGAGACCCGAGCCACCAGCAACACCACCACCUCUGCACCCUCCACAAACAUCACGGUCCACUUCAUGAAACCUCUGUCAGGGCCGCAGGCCUCCUGGGCUUCUGACCACUUGGAGCUUGGACAGGAUCUACUGGUCAACAUCUCAGUGGCUCAUGGCAUCCCAGAAGAGCUGACCUUUGAGGCAGCAGGACUCAAUGCAUCCUUCUCCCAUGAGGGAGAGAGCCUUGGGCGGCCAUCUGGGAUUUACCAUGUGGCAGUUCCUCUUGAAGGUACUUGGCAUUGGUAGCUCCCUUCCAAAUCUCCCUCCUCUUCCCUUCCUAACUUAGAAUCCAGGCUCCUGCCAGCCAGUUUCCAGGCUCCUUCCAGUCUCCAAGAAUUAUCUGGAACAAAUGCUGAGGAAAAGAAUAGAGAUAAAGGGGAUGUGGAGGUAUACAUGGAACCUGGCUAUGUGGAUCCUUUCACGACAGUGACUCUGCGCUGGCUGGACAGUGACAAGGAUUUACGCUUCCACUGGUCAUGUGGCCAUUGCUGGGCUCAGUGGAACGACUGUGUUGAGAGGCAGCUGCUUUGCACAGACCAGAGGGAGCUGGUGGUCCCGCCGUCCUGCCUGCCACCACCCAAUUCUGCAGUCACCCUGCACCUGGCCAUCUGGAGAGGCCAGGAGCUGGAGAAGCAGGAGGAGCAGUGCCUUUAUGUGUCCGCCCCCCUGGAACUCAAGCCUCUAGUCAGCUGUGAGAAGAACUGCGGGCCAGUGAAUGCCAGCGAAGAUGUUAUGCUCAGGGUCUCCAUGGGGAACGACUCCCCAGCAGCCAUGUUCAGCUGGUAUUUAGAUAACACUCCACUAGAGAAGAUCCAGCCCCUCCCAGCAGCCUGUAGACUCCGAGGAUUUUGGCCAAGAUCUUUAAUCCUCCUCCAGAGCAACACAUCCACCCUGCUGCUCAACAGCUCCCUGCUGCAGGCCUGCAGCCAGGCCAGCCGCAUCCAAGUCACAGCAAUGACCAGGCACGUCUACGGGGAGGACACCUAUGUUAUCAGCUCUCUGUCUCCCCCCGAGGUGCCCUGCAUCAUUGCCCCUGAGGAGGGCACCGUUCUAACAAGCUUCGCCAUCUUCUGCAACACCUCCGCGGUCCUGGGCCCUCUGGAGUACUGCUUCUGUCUGGAAUCAGGUACUGGCCAAGCUCACACCAGCUUUUCUAGGUGGAUCUUUCACCACAUCUUGAAGAUGAGGAAAUUGAGGCAUGGAGCUGAAAAAAAGGUUCCAGAGACCAUAACUUCUGAGAGGCAGUAUGGUGCGGCCACAGUGCCUCAGCUGCUCAAAGUUGUGGACCAGGACGUCCUCCUGCUGGGGAGACUGCCCAGGGGCCUUCCAGCCACACUGGCCACCCCCUCCAUUUUCGUGUACACCAAUAGAAUUCAGCCCCAGAGCUGGCAAGACUCCUCUGUGCACAUUGCUGCUGCCAACUCUGCGACCUUCACCCUGCCUGCUGCCUCCUCCCUUGGCUUCAUGCAGGACGGUCAGGAGCCCGUGGACAUAUGGAUGAUGAGUUUCCCAAAAAGCCCUUUCCCAGCCAGUCACUUUGAUGUCAGCGGAACUGUUGGGGGCCUCUCUCUGACCAGCUAUGGACAGCUCAUACCCAUGAAGAAUCUGUCAGAGAAUAUCGAGAUCCUGCUGCCUCGGUUUUCAGGACACAGCGAGCCAACCGUGUUGAAUCUGACCAGUCCUGAAGCUCUGCGGGUGAAUUUGACUUCAGGUGCAGCUUUGGGGAUCCAGCUGCACUGGAGACCUGACAUCCCACUCACACUCAGCCUGGGCUAUGGCUACCACCCCAACAAGACCAGCUAUGACGCCAAAGCUCACCUUCCACCAGUGGCUGCUCCAAAUGGGCUGUCCACAUGGAAACUGAGCCCAGAGGUCCUGCACUUUGGAGAAGGUGUCUACUAUCUGACUGUGAUCCCCGAGUCUGACCUGGAGCUGACCCCUGGCAGAGACCUCACAGUUGGUAUCACCACCUUCCUUUCCCAUUGUGUGUUUUGGGAUGAGAUCCAGGAAACUGGGGACAAUUCUGGGUGCCAGGUGGGGCCACGAACCACUCCCUUCCAGACACACUGCCUCUGCAACCAUCUUACCUUCUUUGGAAGUACAUUCUUGGUGAUGCCCAAUGCCAUUGAUGUCCGCCAGACCAGAGAGCUCUUUGCCACCUUUGAGGACAAUCCUGUGGUUGUGACUACCGUGGGCUGUCUCUUCGUGGCCUAUGUAUUGGUGGUGAUCUGGACAAGGAAGAAGGAUGCUCAGGAUCAGGCCAAGGUGAAGGUCACAGUGCUGGAGGACAAUGAUCCCUUUGCCCAGUACCACAACCUGGUGACAGUCUACACUGGACAUCGGAGAGGGGCAGCUACUUCCUCAAAGGUGACUAUAACCCUGUAUGGCCUGGAUGGAGAGAGUGAGCCCCACCACCUGUCAGACCCUGACAUUCCAGUUUUUGAACGAGGAGGAGUGAAUGUCUUCUCACUCUCCACCCUGUUCCCCCUGGGGGAACUGAGGAGCCUGCGGCUGUGGCAUGACAACUCAGGGGACCGGCCAUCCUGCUCCCUGAGAUCAAGCAAGCCCCCUCGAGGCCUGCCCUGGUGGUGUGUCCUGGUGGGCUGGCUCCUGGUAGCCGCCACCAGCGGUGUGGCAGCCUUCUUCACCAUGCUAUAUGGUUUGCACUACGGGAAGACGAGCUCCCUCAAGUGGCUCAUCUCCAUGGCUGUCUCCUUUGUAGAGAGUGUGUUUGUCACCCAGCCCCUGAAGGUGCUGGGGUUUGCUGCCUUCUUUGCACUGGUCUUAAAGAGCGUGGAGGACGAAGAGGAACCUAUGGCCUUUCUCCCGGGAUAUUUGUCCAGCCCAGACCCCUCCACCUUGUUCCAAGUACGAAGAAACAGCAGAAAGGAUGUCUACCAGCCGCCUCUGGCUGCCAACAUUGAGAAGAGGAAAACCACCCACCUCAAGGAACAGAAAGCAUUUGCCCUGAUCAGAGAAAUCUUGGGUAGAUUUGGGUACAUAUGGUUGCAUACCUGGGCUUCCUAUGGGCAGAGGGACCCCAGUGCCUACCACUUCAACAGACACCUUAAGCAUAGCUUCACCCAAGGCUUUUCAGCUGUCCUGGGCUUCCAGGAGUUCUUCAUGUGGGCCAACACCACCCUUGUACAAAACCUGUAUAGUCAUCACCCAGGUUUCAUCACUGACGGGAACUCCAAACUGGUUGGCAGUGCUCAGAUUCGCCAAGUGAGAGUCCGGGAAAACUCUUGCCCUCUUGCUCCCCGGUUGUGGACUUCUCUCGAUGGGUGCCAUGCACCAUAUUCCCUGGAUGUUGAAGACCUGUCAGACUAUGGGGAAUGCUGGAAUGCCUCCAGCCUCAAUAGCAGCAAUGGCUUCUCCCAGGCUUGGCAGUACCAGAGCCAGAGCCAGCGCCAAGGGUAUCCCAUCUGGGGCAAACUCACUGUGUACCGGGGAGGAGGUUACGUGCUCCCCUUGGGCACCAAUCGCCAAAGUGCAGCAAGAAUUCUCCAGUAUCUCUUUGACAACACCUGGCUGGACAGCCUGACCAGAGCUGUGUUUGUGGAGUUCACUGUCUACAAUGCCAACGUCAACCUGUUCUGCAUCAUCACUCUGACCCUGGAGACCAGCGCCCUGGGAACCUUCUUUACAUGCACAGACCUACAGAGCCUGCGCCUGUAUCCCUUCACUGAUGGCUGGCACCCCUUUGUGGCGGCGGCAAAGGUAAUCUACCUCCUGUUCCUCCUCUACUACAUGGUCAUGCAGGGCAAGCUUAUGAGGAAGCAGAAGUGGUGCUAUUUCCACAGCAAGUGGAGCCUUCUGGAGUUGGCCAUCAUCCUGGCCAGCUGGAGUGCCCUGGCAGUGUUUGUGAACAGGGCCAUCCUAGCAGAGCGAGACAUCCAGCGAUAUCGGAAACAAGGGGAGGAGUAA
This is a messenger RNA of Myotis lucifugus (little brown bat), 5274 nucleotides long. It is a transcript of the gene PKD1L2, whose product is annotated as polycystin 1 like 2. Gene Ontology annotation, cellular component: membrane. The record is from RefSeq and is a predicted model, not a curated record. NCBI's taxonomy places the organism in Eukaryota, Metazoa, Chordata, Mammalia, Chiroptera, Vespertilionidae. Gene Ontology annotation, biological process: detection of mechanical stimulus. Gene Ontology annotation, molecular function: calcium ion binding; carbohydrate binding; protein binding.